GAUUCUGUUUUAGUUUUAUUUAUUUAUUAAUGUCUGUUCAUAUGUUGAACACAUAUGAAACUUAACAAAACUGGUUUCGAUCAACGCAGUGUAGCAUUUUUUGGUACAAUCUACCAAUUGCUCGAGCUAUCAAAUCAGUCUAGGAAAAUUUCCAUCGCGAAAACAGAUUUUUCGAUGACUUGUGUCUGUAUGCAGCGUAGCAGUGACAAGUGAUUAAUAUUUGAAAACAACUUGACGAUACAAUAAAUAUCCCAUAUAAAUAUUGGCUGUGUGACGGUUGCGAUAUGUUGGGAACCUUCAAUUUUUGAGGGCACCAUCUCUACAGUAAAUUAAUAUAUUGCAUCGUUAUAAGUUGCUCUAUCGUUUCGGUGUCAAGUCAAGUGUAAAAAUGAGUGAAAAAGUUAAAGUUUUUUAUGAGAAAUUACCAAAAUUAAUUGACGAUGUUAUUGCUCCGAUGGGACGAUUUCAGUACGCUAUUGCAUUUAUGCUUUGCUUCAAUUCCGUUAUCGUUGCAAAGGAAACUGUCGUCACAACAUUUUAUUCGUAUCAACCAAACUUCUCAUGCAAAAAUCUUAAAGCAAAUCAAUGUAGUCCCAAUGGAACAUGUACCGAUGGUUACGAUUUCGACGACAAAGAUCAUACAGUUGUGUCUGAAUGGUCACUGAUAUGUAAUCGGGAGUAUCUGGUUCCAAUAAUUAGCACCUUGUAUUUUUCCGGAAUGGCCAUUGGCUCAUUCGUCUGUGGACUAAUUUCAGAUAGAUUCGGUCGAAAACCAACAUUGUUGCUUUGUUUGUAUGCGCAAGGUGUUAUUGGACUGUCUCUGAGUAUCGUUUACGACAUUAACUGGUUCAUUGCAUUGCGAUUUCUUCAAGGCUUCUUUGUGCAAGGAUUGCUAACCUCUAUUUACGUUCUUUUGAUGGAGUACUGUUCCCCUACUAAACGGACAAUAGCUGGAAUGUCCUUCGAGAUUAUGUGGGCUGUGGGUUUGAUAUACUUAGGUGGAGUGGCGUAUGCUGUUCGAGAUUGGCGAGAUUUACAACUCGUUUUGGCUAUACCAACUAUUGUUGCUGUUACUUGGACAUGGCUCAUUCCAGAAUCGAUGCAAUGGUUGUGCACAAAUGAUCGAAAAGCUGAUGCGUUUAAAGUGUGUGUACAAACGGCUAAAUAUAACGGAAACUACAGUAGCAUUGAAGUCGAACAUAGAUAUUGGUUAGAGAACAUAGAGAAGGAGCCGGUAGUGUGCAAUAGUAAUUCGACUGAAAAUAACACGUAUAGCGCCAAGGAGAUUUUACGUGACAUAUUCACCACUCGUUGUUUGAAAAAACACAUAUUCAUAAUGGCUAGUACAUGGUUCAUUGUAUCAAUGUGUUAUUAUGGAAUUCUACUUUUCAUUCCAUCAAUGCCUGGGGAUCGUCAUAUAAAUUUCAUUAUUGGAGGACUCUUUGAAAUGUUCACAUCUACAAGUAUGUAUUUCGCACUGGCUAAAUUUGGACGGACAAAAACAACAAUGGUCUGCCUUUGUUUAAAUGGAAUACUCCUCGUAGUAAUCGGAGUUUGUAGUAGCUACGGAGCAGUUGCGGUAAUUCAGAUAACUACUGCAGUGCUCUCACGUGGAAUAGCUUCCGCUCUCAUUUACGUAAAUUUUGUACAAGGAAAUGAGUUAUUUCCGACAAUAACUCGUGGUUGUGCCUCUGGGAUAUGUGGUUUAUUGGGCAAAUUUGGAACUGUUUUAGCACCAUUUGUGUUGCCAUUGGCGAAACACGUAUCACCUAUACUUCCAAUGGCAAUUCUUGGAAUACUGUCCAUACUUAGCGGCUUAGCGCAGUAUUUCCUGCCAGAAACAUUAAAUAUUCAAACUCCCAAUUCGGUUGCUGAUGCACAGAAAAUUUGGGAGUAGGCAAAUUAGUUUCCGUAACUACAGUAACUAAUGAUACUGUUUGCCUACUUGACUGAGUGUAUGAGAUCUCGUUAAACGUAAUAUUUUGCUUUUGUGGAAAAUGUUAAGAGUGUUAUGUGAUAAAUUUAACUUGAUUUAUACUUC
Messenger RNA from Bradysia coprophila, 2041 nucleotides. RefSeq names its product organic anion transporter 7-like. The record is from RefSeq and is a predicted model, not a curated record. Gene Ontology annotation, biological process: transmembrane transport. NCBI's taxonomy places the organism in Eukaryota, Metazoa, Arthropoda, Insecta, Diptera, Sciaridae. Gene Ontology annotation, molecular function: transmembrane transporter activity.